Molecule: messenger RNA, 444 nt
Organism: Purpureocillium lilacinum
Lineage: Eukaryota; Fungi; Ascomycota; Sordariomycetes; Hypocreales; Ophiocordycipitaceae
Product: ubiquitin-conjugating enzyme E2 4
Biological process (GO): protein polyubiquitination
Cellular component (GO): nucleus
Molecular function (GO): ubiquitin conjugating enzyme activity
Source: RefSeq, a predicted model, not a curated record
AUGGCUCUUAAGCGCAUUAACAAGGAGCUGACUGACCUCGGCCGUGACCCGCCGUCGUCUUGCUCCGCUGGACCCGUUGGCGAGGAUCUGUUUCACUGGCAAGCAACCAUCAUGGGACCGGGCGAGUCUCCGUACUCUGGUGGUGUCUUCUUCCUUGCCAUCCACUUCCCCACCGACUACCCCUUCAAGCCGCCCAAGGUCAACUUCACGACUCGCAUCUACCACCCCAACAUCAACUCCAACGGCAGCAUCUGUCUUGACAUCCUGAGGGACCAGUGGAGCCCUGCUCUGACCAUUAGCAAAGUCCUUCUCUCCAUCUGCUCCAUGUUGACAGACCCCAACCCCGACGACCCUCUUGUGCCCGAGAUCGCCCACGUGUACAAGACGGACCGACCCCGAUACGAGGCCACGGCCAGGGAGUGGACUAGGAAGUACGCUGUCUAG